Hipposideros armiger (great roundleaf bat) is the source of this 3778-nucleotide messenger RNA. RefSeq names its product phosphatidylinositol 3-kinase catalytic subunit type 3 (gene PIK3C3). The record is from RefSeq and is a predicted model, not a curated record. The coding region runs from base 108 to 2666 and encodes 852 amino acids. Gene Ontology annotation, biological process: phosphatidylinositol-3-phosphate biosynthetic process; autophagy of peroxisome; autophagosome assembly. Gene Ontology annotation, molecular function: 1-phosphatidylinositol-3-kinase activity. Gene Ontology annotation, cellular component: phagophore assembly site; membrane; phosphatidylinositol 3-kinase complex, class III, type I. Lineage: Eukaryota; Metazoa; Chordata; Mammalia; Chiroptera; Hipposideridae. The transcript has 23 exons.
CGGAAGCGCCUGUGUUGUGGUGCUCAGCCGGGUCGGUCCCUGUGUGUGUGUGUGUGUUUCCAGCGCCUUGCUCCCAACCGUAGGUUGCUGCAUUUGCAGAGGGUGCAAUGGGGGAAGCGGAGAAGUUCCACUACAUCUACAGUUGUGAUCUGGAUAUCAACGUGCAGCUUAAGAUAGGAAGUUUGGAAGGGAAGAGAGAACAAAAGAGUUAUAAAGCUGUUCUAGAAGAUCCGAUGCUGAAGUUUUCAGGAUUGUACCAAGACACAUGCUCUGACCUUUAUGUUACUUGUCAAGUUUUUGCAGAAGGGAAGCCUUUGGCCUUGCCAGUGAGAACAUCCUAUAAGGCAUUUAGUACCAGAUGGAACUGGAAUGAGUGGCUAAAACUGCCUGUGAAGUACCCUGACCUGCCCAGGAAUGCCCAAGUGGCCCUGACUAUAUGGGAUGUGUAUGGACCGGGAAAGGCAGUGCCUGUGGGUGGAACAACAGUUUCUCUCUUUGGAAAAUACGGCAUGUUUCGCCAGGGGAUGCAUGACUUGAAAGUCUGGCCUAACGUAGAAGCAGAUGGAUCAGAACCCACCAAAACUCCGGGUAGAACAAGCAGCACUCUCUCAGAAGACCAGAUGAGCCGCCUUGCCAAGAGUGAAAAACGAAGUUCUAAUUUCAUGUACUUGAUGGUUGAGUUUCGAUGUGUCAAGUGCGAUGAUAAGGAAUAUGGUAUUGUUUAUUAUGAAAAGGUACUUGUCUUGGAACUGUUUAUGGUCUCUAAAGUAAAGGGGAGGGGAACCAUUGAGAAUUUAGUUGAGAGCAAACACCACAAGCUUGCCCGGAGUUUAAGAAGUGGACCUUCAGACCACGAUCUCAAACCUAAUGCUGCCACAAGAGAUCAGCUAAAUAUUAUUGUGAGUUAUCCACCAACCAAGCAACUUACAUAUGAAGAACAAGAUCUUGUUUGGAAGUUUAGAUAUUAUCUUACUAAUCAAGAAAAAGCUUUGACAAAAUUCUUGAAGUGUGUUAAUUGGGACCUCCCUCAGGAGGCCAAACAGGCGUUGGAGCUCCUGGGGAAAUGGAAGCCAAUGGAUGUAGAGGACUCCUUGGAGCUGUUAUCCUCCCAUUACAGCAACCCCACAGUGAGGCGCUACGCCGUCGCUCGACUGCGGCAGGCCGAUGACGAGGAUUUGUUGAUGUACCUAUUACAGCUGGUCCAAGCUCUCAAAUAUGAAAAUUUUGAUGAUAUAAAGAAUGGAUUAGAACCCACCAAGAAGGAUAACCAGGGUUCAGUCUCAGAGAGUGUGUCAAGUUCUGGAAUAAAUUCUUCAGAAAUAGAUAGCUCCCAAAUUAUAAGCAGCCCUCUUCCUCCGGUGUCUUCCCCUCCUCCUGCAUCUAAAACAAAAGAAGGUGCAGAUGGUGAAAAUCUGGAGCAAGAUCUCUGUACCUUCUUGAUAUCAAGAGCCUGCAAAAACUCAACACUGGCUAAUUAUUUAUACUGGUACGUGAUCGUGGAAUGUGAAGAUCAAGAUACUCAGCAGAGAGAUCCAAAGACCCAUGAGAUGUACUUGAAUGUAAUGAGACGAUUCAGCCAAGCAUUGUUGAAGGGUGAUAAGUCUGUCAGAGUUAUGCGUUCUUUGCUGGCUGCACAGCAGACGUUUGUAGAUCGGCUGGUACACCUCAUGAAGGCAGUGCAGCGUGAAAGCGGAAACCGUAAGAAAAAGAAUGAAAGACUCCAGGCGUUGCUUGGAGACAACGAAAAGAUGAACUUGUCAGAUGUGGAACUUAUCCCGUUGCCUUUAGAGCCCCAGGUGAAAAUUAGAGGAAUAAUCCCAGAAACAGCUACACUAUUCAAGAGCGCCCUUAUGCCUGCACAGUUAUUCUUUAAGACGGAAGAUGGAGGCAAAUAUCCAGUUAUAUUUAAGCACGGGGAUGAUUUGCGCCAAGAUCAACUAAUUCUUCAAAUUAUUUCACUCAUGGACAAGCUGCUACGGAAAGAAAAUCUGGAUUUGAAGCUAACACCCUAUAAAGUAUUAGCCACUAGUACAAAACAUGGGUUCAUGCAGUUCAUCCAGUCAGUUCCAGUUGCUGAAGUCCUUGAUACAGAAGGAAGCAUUCAGAACUUUUUUAGAAAAUAUGCACCGAGUGAGAAUGGGCCAUAUGGGAUCAGUGCUGAGGUCAUGGACACUUAUGUCAAAAGCUGUGCUGGAUAUUGUGUGAUCACAUAUAUACUUGGAGUUGGAGACAGGCACCUGGAUAACCUUUUGCUGACAAAAACAGGCAAACUCUUCCACAUUGACUUCGGCUAUAUCUUGGGUCGGGAUCCGAAGCCUCUUCCUCCUCCAAUGAAGCUGAAUAAAGAGAUGGUGGAAGGAAUGGGGGGCACGCAAAGUGAGCAGUACCAGGAGUUCCGGAAACAGUGUUACACAGCUUUUCUCCACCUUCGAAGGUAUUCUAAUCUGAUUUUGAACUUGUUUUCCUUGAUGGUGGAUGCAAACAUUCCCGACAUUGCUCUUGAACCAGAUAAAACUGUGAAAAAGGUCCAGGAUAAAUUCCGACUAGACCUGUCGGAUGAAGAGGCGGUGCAUUACAUGCAGAGUCUGAUCGAUGAAAGUGUCCACGCUCUGUUCGCUGCCGUGGUAGAACAGAUUCACAAGUUCGCCCAGUACUGGAGAAAAUGAAUCUGGGUUUGGCCUAUCAGAAUGCUUGGCUCUGUGAGAAAACCGCUUUAGACGAGACCUGUGUAGGAUGAAGACUUCAGAGUAACAAGCAAGCAAGAGAACAUUUAAUCUCCAAGAUAAUCCUGUACCCUAAUUGUUACAUGGUGCCUGAAUUAAGUUUCCUGUGGAUGGCAUUGCUUAAAUAUGGUCUUGAAGGGUUUGUUUUGAAAUACUGUAUAUAUUUAUUUUCAAAUGUACACAUUGUUAAUAAACUAAGAAGUGAGAAGCUUAUUCCAGGAUCAUGUACAUAUGAGAGGGCACUGGAGGAAUUUUAUGUUGAAAUGUAAAACGCUAUAGUUUUUGAGUUUGAAACAUCCUUUUUUCCUCAUUUCUUCACAUCAGGAGAGCAGUUAAUUAUAUGAAUUUGGAUUAAUUGUCUCAGUUUGGAAGGUCUUUUUGUUUUUUCUCUCUUUCCCUUUUUCCCUCCCUCUUCCCCGCCCCCUCCAGUAUUUGCUUGUUUUGGGCUAAUUUAUAAUACUUAAAGAUUUACAUGUUAUAGCUCAUUUUUUUACAAUUCAAGAAUUGUGUAUGUUUCAAAUAAGACAUUCAGUUACUCUUAUAAAUAUUGUUUUGUUUUGAAAACUACAGUUCACAAUUCUCCCAAGUUGUAAAUACAUAAAGCAGGACAUGAAAAUGCAGCCAUAUCUGGAUAACUGGCCAAAAGGAAAUAGAAGAGCAGCUUUUAGGAUUGAGCCUGGGAUAUUUUUACAUAUACAUGUAAAGCAUAGAUUGUCUUUCUGCAAUACAAUUUUUUUGAUGCAAACAUAGUUUUCAGAAGAUUUUUGAAAUACCUCCAUUAGACCUGUUAAUGUAUCCUCUCUGAUUUCAGCAAAAUUAUUUUUUUGGUCUUUUAACACUAGAAUUCCCACUAACCUAUCUAGCUUUUUGGCCUCGUGGAACUUUGAGGAAAAGGAAUGCAUACAAAUGAGGAGAGCAACACAAUAAUAAUCUUUUCAAAUUAGUAUGUUGCAUAGUUGUGUGACUUUGUUUUGUAAGAAAAAGAAUCUAGUUCUUUUGGUGCUGAAUACAUAUUAAAUAUCAAAUGUUAGUAAAGAUUAAGAAGUUUAACUGAA